This is a messenger RNA of Gymnodraco acuticeps, 3272 nucleotides long. RefSeq lists its product as uncharacterized. The transcript has a single exon. Lineage: Eukaryota; Metazoa; Chordata; Actinopteri; Perciformes; Bathydraconidae. Bases 629 to 2932 code for a protein of 767 amino acids. The record is from RefSeq and is a predicted model, not a curated record.
UAUUAAUUCAGACAAACAUUGAUGAGACAGUUAAUUAAUGUACUUAUUGCAGCAGUCUGCAGAGAUUUGGUACGGCCUGCUGGUCUUUUAUUUGUUAUUGUUCAUUUAAAAUUCAUUAAAUUAUGUCUGCCACCUUAUAUAUUUAUAUUUAAAUGAUGUGCCACAAUAAUGUAUCCUGAUGUUAUUGAGUUAAAAUAUUAAUAUUGUGGCUUUCCAAGUUAACAUUGAUUGAUAUGACUGCGAUUAAAUCAGCAUAUACUUCUGCCGGGGGAUGCCACCCCUCAACAUCUCCUGCCACCCCAUGAAUAUUUGUCUAGAUCCGCCCCUGAUUGGAAUGCAUUAGUUUAGAAUCAGGUGUCAAUUCAAUAAUGUUGGUUGCCUAGCAACUGUAUAGGCAACUUGGAAUGCAAUUAUUUGAAUAACUUAAUAGUCGAACAAAGUGAUGUCACACGGAAUGUGCAGAGGUCACUAUCUGGUCACAUGAUGCGAUGAUGUCAUUAUUGGCUUUUAUCUUGUAGAACCAAAUUCUUAUAGGAGUCUUGAGUCCAGCAGUUCGUUGAGACACAACACAGGUUGCAGUACAGAGAGUAUUUUCGCAACACAACACCACAACACAGAACAAACUGAAAUGGCUCAUCCAAUCUACAAUUCCUGCAUAUUGAAGCGCCGGGAUCAAACAAUGAUGCGCAAACAGGCAGAGGAGGACUAUAGGUCUGAGUCGGCUGCAAAUGAGGUGGAUUUCAAGAGAAAUGACCGGCACUUAUCAUUGGCGCUUGACGCAGCCAAGGAUAAGAGGUUCUUCCAGAAUGAAAGUGUCAGGAAGUUCCAUAGCGACCUCUUAAAAGAAAAAAUAAGAAAGGACAAUGAAGUUAUUGCUGCGUAUAAUAGAGAGAUAGCGAGGAAGGCUGACCAACAGAGAAGGGAAAAGGAAGAAGAGAUACGUCAGAUAUGUAUUGAUGCUCAGAGAAAAGAGGAGGACAAAAUUUGUCAGAGACGCCGUGAUAAUGUGGCUCUGAAAAACGAGCUUAUUAAGAGGACCAAGGAGAAGAAGCUGUUGAGAGAAGAGGAGAGACGGCAGGAGAAGGAAGAAAGAGACCAUCUCUGGGCCCUCGAUGAACAGCAUCAACAGAAUCUUAGACAUGAGCAACGAAAAGAACUGGAGGCAAAGGACAAAAACCUAGAACUUCGCAAAGAGGAAAUCUGUAGAAAAAACUGGCAAAGAGAAAGAGAAAUUGAAAAACUGAACAUGAAGGAUAAAGAAACUAAACGUGUUCAGACUGACAUAGAGGAAGUGCUGCAGCAGAGAAAACAGGAGAAGUCAGAACAAUUCAAGAUGAAGCAGAUUCCUAAGGAUAUAGUUAAUGACCAACUGGCAGAUGCUAAAAAACAGCAGGCUGCUCAGAGAAUCCAGAGAGAGAAGGUGAAGUUCUCCAAGGAAGUGGCCGAGGCAGAGGCUAAAGUGAUACAACGGCAGAAGGACGUGAAGGAGAAGAGGGAUGCGGCUCUGAAGAGCAUUGCCACUUACAGAGUGGAAAAACAUCAUGGAAAUGAACAGAAGGAGAGAGAGGAGAAAAAGGCCAGCCUGGACUCGUUACAUCAAAUGAAACAGCUUGACAGGUUGUCUGAGGAGCAAACUAAACGAGAAGUGCAUUUAAAAAGACAAAACAACAUUAAGCAUCAAGAGGUUUUAUUAUCUGAUGCUGCUAAAAAUAAAGCCCUUCGUCAACAGAAGAUAAGAGAGGACGUAUAUGCUUCCAGAGAAAUGGAGAAACAGAUUGCUGAGGGAGAGAAACAAAUCCAGCAAUACAUGCGGCAGGAGGGCGGGCAUCUUCCAGCAGCUCAGACAGGACAGGAGAUGCCAGAUUACAAUUACUUCUGUCGACAAACUGAUGAGCGGUUGCCCAAACGUGGUACUGCCCCGUUUAGCAGGGCGUGCUUAAUGAAACGGUAUCUGGAACGCGGCAGCCUGCAGCUAGCCACGGUGGAUGUGAGGCCGCACGAUCUGCCAACACUUUCCAGAGCUGGUGAUGGUUCAAAAGAUGCAGGUGAACCGUUGCCCACGAAGGCAAAUUCUACAUGGCAGCGCACCCCUUCCUCGGAGGAGAAGAUAAAGCAGUACCUGGAAAAGGACAAGUUUCAGCUCAAAGAGAGCAGUACUGCUGAUCUGCGGCCAACCCGCCUCCCAACCAUUAAAACACCGGGAGCACCUGCAGGAAGACACUCUGCCCCAACUGGGGUGGAGUCAUCAAAGAACCGUGGGAAAGAAAUAGGAGAGCGGUUGCCCAGAUUGGACACUCCUAAAAGCCGGGACACCAAGCAGGAGAACAGUAAAGGGAACCUGCAGCGUACCCUCCUCACACCACUUCACAAGAAGAACAGUGAAAAUAACCUGCAGCGUACCCUCCUCACACCACUUCACAAGAAGAACAGUGAAAAUAACCUGCAGCGUACCCUCCUCGCACCACUUCACAAGGAGAACAGUAAAGGGAACCUGCAGCGUACCCUCCUCGCACCACUUCACAAGAAGAACAUUGAAAGUAACCUGCAGCGUACCCUCCUCGCACCACUUCACAAGAAGAACAGUGAAAAUAACCUGCAGCGUACCCUCCUCACACCACUUCACAAGAAGAACAUUGAAAGUAACCUGCAGCGUACCCUCCUCGCACCACUUCACAAGAAGAACAGUGAAAAUAACCUGCAGUGUACCCCCUUCCCACCACUUCACAAGAAGAACAGUGAAAAUAACCUGCAGCGUACCCGCCUCCCACCACUCACAAUAACAAACACUCCUGCAGUAAAGAUCUGUUCCGCUCGGGUUGUGUUGCGAGCCCACAGGACAGUGUCAGGGGAACCAUUGCUCAGAUAUGCCACUCAGCAAACACAAAUGAUCAAGAGGAAGCAGGAGCACCUCACGUUAGGUAGUAUGUAUUAAAUGGCCAAUCUACAUCCCCCCCCUACCCCUCUACUCCCCUACCCCACUUUUUCCCCUCUACCUUUAAUUUAAUGUGUUCCCAUUGCUCCCCCUUUCCCCCUAAAUCCAUGUAGUCUUCAUGAAUGGGUUUUCUCCAGGUAUUCUGGGUUUUUCCAACAGUCUGAAUGUUUCAGCAUUAAAAAAACACCCGGGGGGGGGGGGGGGGUGCACGCUUACAGUAAUUGCGCCGCAUAAGUGCCCCGUUAAGCAGGGCGUGCUUAAUGAAACGGUAUCGGGAACGCGGCAGCCUGCAGCUAGCCACGGUGGAUGUGAGGCCGCACGUUCUGCCAACACUUUCCAG